CAUCCGGGUCAAAUGGUCACAAUAUGGCGUCGUUUGCGUAACAGGAUAAACAUAUUUGUUCUUGCAUCGGUGUAGGCUUGUAUUUAAUUGUUUUUACCGAAUAGUUUUUUAAUUUGGGUACAAGUAUCAUCUGUCAGCAGUAUGGGAGGCGGGGAUCUUAACUUGAAGAAAAGUUGGCAUCCGCAAACAUUGAAGAACAUCGAGCGUGUUUGGAAAGCUGAACAGAAGUACGAGGCAGAACGGAAGAAGAUCGAAGAACUCCAGAAGGAGCUGAAAGAUGAAAGAGCUCGUGAAGAGCUCACAAGAUAUGCGCAGGAAAGUGGCUCAGUCAAGAAAAAAGAUGACCGCCUGGACUGGAUGUACCAAGGACCAGGCGGUCAGAUCUCACGGGACGAGUACCUGCUUGGCCGCCCCAUCGACAAGCAGAUCCUGGACCAGUACGAGGAGCCUGAGAGCGGUCCCUCCACCGAGACUGGCCUGCUGCCAGGCUCCAUCUUCAACCCCAGCGCCCCCACCUCCAGUCUGGACAUGGCUGCCAAGAUCAGGGAGGACCCCCUGUUUGAGAUUCGCAAGCGGGAAGAGGAGAAGAAGCGUUCAGUUCUCACAAAUCCAGUGAAGAUGAAGAUGAUCAAAGAAAUGCUUCGUCAAAAUCUUGACAAGAAAGACAAAAAGAAGAAGAGGAAGAAGGACAAAAAAGACCGAAAGGAGGAGAAGAGGGAGAAGAGGAAAGAGAAGAAACACAAGAGGAGGAACUCCAGCUCCAGCUCCGAUGAGGACGAGCGCAAACCACGGUCCCACGCCAAAGACUCAUCUCCAUCAUCUCACCACCACCACAAGCCUGGCUAUGGGCUCCUGAUUCCAAAUGGCCGCUCUCAACAUUCGUCAGUGCCCCGUGACCGCUCCUCUGACCACCAGCGGGAUCGGAGCCGCUCACCCCUCUCCCACCGGUCCCACCGGGACAACAACUCCUCCCACGAUGCUGAGCGCAGAGACUCGCACCGGAGACCUCCCAGCCCGCCCAAACCGCGCUACCAGCGGCCACAGCACACACACCGCACUAAAAAUCUCUCUGCAGAGGAGUUGGAGAAGAAGAGACGGCAGAUGAUGGAAUUUGCCCAGCAGAGAGACGAGGAGCGAGAGAGCAACGUGCGUCGCUACAGACAACAGGAAGAGCAGGAGAAGGCACGGGACACCAAACAGGACCGCCAUGCCAGCUUCAUCCAUGAAAUGAAGUUGGAGAGCGCUUCCACCUCCUCUCUGGAGGACCGGGUCAAGAGGAACAUCCACUCCAUCCAGCGAACCCCUGCAUCCCUGGAGAAGAACUUCAUGAGGAGAUGAACAUGAGAUGAGAAGAGGGAGGGAUAGAAGAAUAGAUGGAGAUUUUGAAAAGGAAUAGACCUCUCAAGUUUGCCUACAAAAAGGACCCAAAUUCUGCCAUCUUUGCCCCUAUAAGGAGAUCCGGGUACCAUCUUUGCCCAUAUAAGGAGAUCUGGAUCUCCUUAUAUGGGCAAAGAUACCAUCUUUUUGUAGAUAACCUUCAGCAUUUUAUAGGGGAAGUAAGUUUAGACUGAACACAGAGCCUCCAGGAAUUAGCUCAAACUCCCAGACUUCAUAUGGCUUCAGUGGGUCAAGUAUUUAGGGAUGUUUGGGACCAAACAAAAGAAUAUUGCUGUGGUUACCUUCCUCCUUUGUCUUUGGUUUUUGUAAAGAUUCUUAUUGAAUACACCAGCACAAGUACUGUUUUUUUCUGUAUAUUCAAAAAAUGUGAUUUGUACAGAUUUUUCUCUGCAACUCAUGGUUUUCAUGUAUAGUUAUACUGUGUAAUGCAUAUAUAUGGUGGAUAUAUUGGAUGUUUCAGAUGCAUUUUCCUGUUUUUAUUAUUUUGACAGAUUAAAAAAAAUCUCAA
Messenger RNA from Alosa sapidissima (American shad), 1906 nucleotides. It is a transcript of the gene cwc25, whose product is annotated as CWC25 spliceosome associated protein homolog. NCBI's taxonomy places the organism in Eukaryota, Metazoa, Chordata, Actinopteri, Clupeiformes, Clupeidae. Bases 142 to 1338 code for a protein of 398 amino acids. The transcript is spliced from 9 exons. Gene Ontology annotation, biological process: mRNA splicing, via spliceosome. The record is from RefSeq and is a predicted model, not a curated record. Gene Ontology annotation, cellular component: U2-type spliceosomal complex.